AAGAACCGCAUCUGCGCAUGACAUCAGCAUCUUUGUUUACCCGUAGCGCAGCCGCUGGAGCUCUCAAACCGCGGAGACGUACUGUGUUUGUUAGUCAUCUGCGGCUUAUCUCACAGAAGCGGCUAAUUUCUUUGUCUGGUUUGCGUUUAAUUAACUGCGAUAUGUCGGAAAACGGCUCCGGGCCCAGAGAGGACUGUACAGACGCCAGAAGAGACGAUGGACAGCAGUCAGAGGGGUCUUUGUCUGCCUCUGUUCCCAUGGACGUGGAUGCCAAAGCCCACUCCCACAGCUUCAGAUACAGCCUGGCUUUCCCCAGCAUCGGCCAGUGCAUCAUCAUCAACAACAAGAACUUUGACAGAAGAACUGGCAUGAAUCAGCGAAACGGUACUGAUGUAGAUGCAGCCAACGCAAUGAAAGUCUUUUCCAAAUUGGGUUAUAAAGCGAAGGUUUACAACGACCAGACAGUGGAGCAGAUGAAACAGGUUCUAAUGGCUGCGUCGAAGGAAGAUCACAGCUGCUCGGCGUCAUUCGUCUGUGUUCUGUUGAGUCAUGGAGAUGAGGGCGUGUUCUUCGGUACAGAUGGAUCCAUCGAGCUGAAGUACCUCACGUCACUUUUUCGAGGCGAUCGCUGCAGAUCACUGGUGGGAAAGCCCAAACUCUUCUUCAUCCAGGCCUGCAGAGGCACCGAUCUGGAUGCAGGCAUUGAAACAGACAGUGGAGAAGAUACAACCAAGAUCCCUGUGGAGGCAGACUUCCUCUACGCUUUCUCCACAGCACCAGGCUACUACUCUUGGAGGAACACCAUGACUGGGUCCUGGUUCAUGCAGUCACUCUGCGACAUGAUCAGCAAAUAUGGAAAAGAAUUAGAGCUCCAGCACAUCAUGACACGAGUUAACCACAAGGUGGCGGUAGAGUUUGAGUCUGUGUCCAAUUCACCAGGCUUCGAUGCAAAGAAACAAAUCCCCUGCAUUGUGUCAAUGCUGACCAAAGAGAUGUAUUUUACUCCUUGAUGCCGCUUCCACGUCAGAGGAACGGCCUGUGGGUGUGUAUGGGAGGGUGAGAAUUCUUUUAGUUUACACUUUCUAUAUAAAGUUCUCCUGAAGUUUGUGUGUUUCUGGGAGAGCAGAUGUGAUGUAAAGUUGCAGUCGCAUUUCAAAAGCAUUUCACAAGCUUGUUUCAGUAUGAACUGUAGCUCUUAUGUAUGUGGCAUUCUUUUUUGUUUUUGUUUUGUUUUUUACCCCAGGAGCAUGUCUUUUUUUCUUCUUUUUUUUAACAACUAUGUGAACAUAAACUACAACCGAAAGUAAUAAUGGGAACUACAACACCGGUAACAGUGGGAACUCUGGGCUCACAGUGUGUUACCAGGUGCCUCUUUGUUUACACUCUACACAUUUCAGGGAAACAUGUUUGGAGCCAGUUUAACAGGAAGUUUGACCUUCUGUAUUUGUGUAAUCAUGAAUCCGCAGAUGGGCCCGCUGCCCUCCAGCAACAACAUUUUUAUGAAUCAGCAAAUAUAUCGUAACUCAAGCGUCUGAGCAACGUGACAGUGUGUUAUGAAAGGAUCAUGUCUGUAACUUUUUUUUUUCUCGGUUUUCCGUUCUUUUCUCUCCACUACUGCGUCAGUGUGGUGGCAUCCGACUUGAAGGUUGUACAACUAAAACAUAACCGUCAUUUUCUGAAUUGGUACCUGAUGAGUUGUGUGAGGUUGACAUGAAAGCAGCCGCUGAACUCAGGAGGUAAAUUGAUGUGUGGAAAAUUCAGGAGCUUCCUGGGAGCUGCCUUGUGAUUUGUGGGUUAUGAAGCUCAGAAGUAAGUUUUGUUUUUUCUGAACAUGGAUUUCUUUGAAUGAACUGUUGCCUGUGAAUAUCCUCAGAUUAGUGGGAGCGCAGGCUUUAUAGCAUGCAUGAGUCAUAAUGCUGUCACAAUUUGAAGAGUUGUGCUUGAACUCAGCAUUACAUUUCAUUUUUAACAGUUGUUUAUUGGUCAGAUUAACCUCAUGGCAAAAAAAACGACCAGAGCUGUAAAGCUGAAAUGAAAAAGUCGACGUAUUGAUUAUACAAUUGAUGGAAAAUUAAUUAAUAGUUUUCAUGUGAUUUGUUUUAGUUGUUUAAGCAAAAAAUUUAAAAAUAUCACUUGUACCAGCAUUUUGAACGUGAUUUUUGCUUUUAUAAUCUCAAGAUUUUGUACUGUUGACUAGACAAAACUAAAAAUUCGAAUUUUUCAGGGAAUAUUGAUGUGCCUUUUUCACUCAACAAUUGGCCAUUUUUUUAAAAAAUAAAACCAUAUUGUGAUGCAUUGGUGAUUCAAAAAAAAAAAAAAGUUUUUUGUUUGCAGCCUUGCCAUACUCUGAUGCCUGAGAUUUUCUUUGUGUUUGUCAUUUAACACGGAAGAAAUCACAACAGAUGUUAACUAAACCAAUUCAGGUUUCAAAAUGAGAUUUUCACACAGUCUCUGUACGGAACUAGAGCCACUCGAUGGGAACAAAGGACCCAUCGUAGCUGAUUUUGUACUUCACCGGUGCAAAUUUCUAACCUUCAUAAUGAAAUGUGUAAGCCUGUGUUCUAGUGAAUUAUUGUAGUCAAAGCUGUGCAUGUGAUCACCUGCAUGGACUGAUUUACAACAGAAAAAAGCACAAUUUACUUAAGUGUGCGCUGAUCCUGGUGGUGCUCCUUUGUGUAUCUGAUUGCUGUCAACAUUUACAGCAAAUACGCUAUAUCUGUCACUACACAUGCUGUUAAUAAUAUUUCAUUCACUGAUGUGUGACAAUCAAGCUUUUAAGUCGCGUUAUGCAACAUUUUGCUCUGAAUGUCGCUUCUCUGCUUUUUUUUUGUUGUAACGUCACUGUUUUGUAAGCAGCUAUGUACUGUGAGGUUGGUGUCAUGUUUUUCCUUCAAAUAAAGACCACUUUUCAUCCUG
Acanthochromis polyacanthus (spiny chromis) is the source of this 2916-nucleotide messenger RNA. It is a transcript of the gene casp3a, whose product is annotated as caspase 3, apoptosis-related cysteine peptidase a. Gene Ontology annotation, cellular component: cytoplasm. Lineage: Eukaryota; Metazoa; Chordata; Actinopteri; Pomacentridae. Bases 18 to 1010 code for a protein of 330 amino acids. Gene Ontology annotation, biological process: apoptotic process; proteolysis; positive regulation of apoptotic process. The transcript has 6 exons. The record is from RefSeq and is a predicted model, not a curated record.